Messenger RNA from Topomyia yanbarensis, 867 nucleotides. RefSeq lists its product as uncharacterized. The transcript has 4 exons. The record is from RefSeq and is a predicted model, not a curated record. Lineage: Eukaryota; Metazoa; Arthropoda; Insecta; Diptera; Culicidae. The coding region runs from base 297 to 830 and encodes 177 amino acids.
CCCAGAAGUUUCAAAGCUUCUAGUGUUGUAUCAUAGUAGCAAUUUCGAUUGAUAAAAGGAAGAUAUGUAAAUAUUUGAUAAAACAUAUUUUUAACAAAAGUAGUAAGCUCACUACGAUACGUAACCACAAUGUUGGAAUUAAACUGAACUUAUAAGAAAGAUGUAUUUUACGGAUUUAUCGAACUGCAUGCAGCCAUGUAACUGUAGUCGCAAAGCCUGCUCUGCCGAACAAACGCCGAAUGGUCAUUUUUGACACAAAGAGAGAUAUAUUGAAAGCAAAACAUUGAAGAAUCCAAAUGAAUCCGCUCGGACAAAAAAUGUGCACGAAGGAAUGCUACAAAGUGUUUGGCUAUUUUUUGGGUUUCAUGUGGAUAAUUACGACCUUCUACUACACGAUGGAAACAAUCGAACUGCUAAAACUGAUGAAGCUGCAGUGCACGCAAGGAAAUCCAACCGCAUUUGUUCAAUUCGAUGAGGAAUUGGUGAAAAAAGUGUGUGAUUUUUAUGGACAUUUAGAUGAUUUUAUUCCGUACCAUAUAAUAACAACACUAAUUAAGAUGGUUCCAGGAAUGUUGCUAAUCGUAGGAAUAUUCAAGGAAAAUCUAACAUUGGUUAAAGUAUUUGUAAUUUACGCUGUGUUAGAGGAAAUAUUUUUCAUUACUGUCUUCUCCAAAAUUUUCACGCUAAUCGACACCGAAGGUAAGAAGAGCUCGUGGAUUUUCUGGAUCCUAGUAUUUUCGUGUGUUAAACUGAUUCUGGCUAUUUGGAUUCUGCUUGGAGUCUACGCGGCUCUCGAUAAUAGUAGACGAACCGGACAGCGAUACGUUUGAAAGGCAUUCGGAUAUUGAGUCAACAUCGGCAGGGAAU